GGACUGUUUUCUACCCUGGCAGUUUGUUUACUGUGAAAACUCAUCCUGCUUGGUGUGGGAGUGAUUAGUAGCGGUGCAUGGGGAGUUUUUUUAGUGGCUUGUUGUGUUAAAUGGAUCCUCUGUGAAAGAAGAAGGGCAGGAGGGAGGGAGGUAAAAGGUCACCAUGGCUCGCGCUGAUCAGGUGACAAAUGUGGCAAAGUCGGGCUGCGUCCGGACUUUUCACACGAAAUUGCACUAAACUUAGAAAACAAUGACAAACCAGGGGACGCAUUACAGCACAGGGGACGAGCUUGAUGAAGCCUUGUCGUUUGGUUAUUAUGAUGAAGAUGAUGAUGAUGAUUUGGAUGCAUUUACAGAGGAUGGAGUGUGCGGCUGCGAUGAAGGAGUGUUGGGCUUCCGAGAUCCCUUCUGCAGUGAGGUGAAGCCUCGCAUCCUGCUGAUGGGUUUACGGCGCAGCGGCAAGUCUUCCAUCCAGAAAGUGGUCUUCCACAAGAUGUCCCCCAACGAGACUCUGUUCCUGGAGAGCACUAAUAAGAUCUGCAGAGAGGACGUGUCCAACAGCUCGUUCGUCAGCUUCCAGAUCUGGGACUUUCCUGGUCAGAUCGACUUCUUCGACCCCACCUUCGACUACGAGAUGAUAUUCCGGGGCACGGGAGCGCUCAUUUUCGUUAUCGACUCACAGGAUGACUAUGUGGAAGCAUUGAGCAGGCUCCACCUCACUGUGACUCGAGCCUAUAAAGUCAACCCAGACAUCAACUUUGAAGUGUUCAUCCAUAAAGUGGACGGCCUUUCCGACGAUCACAAGAUCGAGAAACAGAGAGAUAUACACAAACGCGCCAACGACGACCUGGCAGACGCCGGCUUAGAGAGGAUACAUUUAAGCUUCUACCUGACGAGCAUCUAUGAUCACUCCAUCUUCGAGGCGUUCAGUAAAGUGGUGCAGAAGCUCAUUCCACAGCUCCCAACUCUGGAGAAUCUACUCAACAUUUUUAUAUCUAAUUCAGGGAUCGAAAAGGCGUUUCUGUUCGACGUGGUCAGUAAGAUCUACAUUGCCACAGACAGCAGUCCAGUGGACAUGCAGACAUACGAGCUGUGCUGCGACAUGAUUGAUGUCGUCAUCGAUAUUUCCUGCAUCUAUGGUUUGAGUGAAGAUGUAGCCGGUUCGCCGUACGAUAAAGAAUCCAUGGCCAUCAUCCACCUCAACAACACUACAGUGAUGUACCUUAAAGAGGUCACCAAAUUCCUGGCACUCGUCUGUUUCCUCAGGGAAGAGAGUUUUGAGAGAAAAGGACUCAUCGACUACAACUUUCACUGCUUCAAGAAGGCCAUAGAGGAAGUGUUCGACCUGCGACUGAAGGUGCUGAGAAACCGUAAACUUCUGAGCCAGAGGAGGUGGAGCAGGCAGAAUGUGCCGAACGGGACACACACUCAGCACCACUGAAGGACACGACGUGACUUCAUGUUAAGAAUAAACCAAGCCAAAUUAUUCAUACAGACUAGAUUCACAACUAUCUUAAUUUUCAGUGUGUUAACAAAUUUUUAAAUAUUUAAUUUAAAUAUUAAUAGAAAACCACAUGUGUGACAUCCAGUCUUUAGAUUUUUAAAAUUAUAAUAGUAAUAUUAAAUUUGUCAGUUAAUUAAAUUCAUAGCUGACAGUAGAUUGACGUUAGAUGUGUGAUAUUAGUUUACUGACUGUAAUGUGACUCAGUGUGAAUGACCCAAUGAGUGGGAAGAGAAGAAUGAUUAUUAUAUAUAUAUUUUUGUUGUUGUUUUUAGAGACUACUACAACUGAAUUGCCAUAGGCUUCGGUAGAAUUGCCACCAAACGUUACAAUUUUUUUAAACAGCGAGGAUAGAGAAGGACAGGUUGAGAUGAAACACUGAAGGGACACAGAUUUAAAGGCAAAAAACAAGAAAUGUAUGCAAUGUUUCCUUUGGUUCGCCCAGUGUAGACAAUCGGAUAAGACAUGCUUGGGGUCUUAUAGCUACCAGUUUGCCAUCUAGCUACAGACAUAGUUUGGAUUAGUAAUGUCAUUUGCGCACAUAGAACCGCAGAGACAGAGAGAUAUUAGAGAUAUAGAGAGAUAUUUUCACCCAAAUCAUUGCUAACAAUCAUUGUGGAUUUUUACUCAUCGAGAAGUAAUUUUAAAAAUCGUCGACAGGUCUUCUUUUCCAUAUUUAAAGCGUGAAAUGAUUCAGACUGUCGCUAUUUUUAAAUUUAUUAUUAUCAAAUGCUGUACUUGUCCAACCAAGCUUGAAUUAACAACUAUAGCUACAACUCAGGCUACAAAUUACAUUUCUGUCUACAAUUCUUUUCUAGGCUGCAGUGACCGAGGAAUAGAAAUAAAUCAGUUCAAUAACUAUGCAAAAUAAUAAUAAUAAUAAUAAUAAUAAUAAUAAUAAUAAAACCGUCUUAAAAUGUACCUGUGUAAAUGACCUGCCAGAACUGAGAGUGCACAGCAUGGAAGCUCAUGUCCAAUAACAGAAUCCUCCUUAUGGCUCAAUGCUUCUACCUUGGAUGAAAGAUGCUCGAUUUACAGCAGUGUCUGGGAGGUUUUUCCACCAUGUUUAACUCCGGCCUCAGUAGCAUCCGAAAACAAGACUGGAUCAGCCUCUGAUUUGCGCACCAUUCUACCUAAGUCUCUUACACACAGUGAUAGCAGACACGGUGCUGAGGAAUAACGUACUUAGCCUCCAUGAUGGCCACUCCAGUUUUUUUUUUUUGUAUGUUCUUAGCUCGGCAACAUCCUUUUGUACAGGUUAAAAGAUAACAAAGAUAGAAACCACUUAAAACAAAUCUGACAUACUGAACUCAACCCAGUUUGAGGCGGAUGUGUGAUGAUGUGACAUAAUAGGACCUAGAGGCUAUAACUUUAGCUUUUAACCUUGUAGCUCCAGUACAAAAUUAAAACAAGCAAAUUUGGACACAAAACAUGUUUGGUGGCUACAUUUGGGCGAAAGGGAAAUUGCGUUUCAUUUUCUGCUGGCCUGUUGCUUUAAGAUUGCAAAAAUGUUUCUUUUUGCUUUCUUUUAGCUUAUACGUUUUUUGUUAGAAAAAAAAGUUGAAUGUAGAAAGUGCGUACAUUUUUGUACCAUUUGCACAAAUCUCUCCUUUUUUAUAAAACCGAUCUAUAUUUCAUUUUUAAAAUUCACUCCUGCACACUGACAUUUGUUACUGUUUCUUGGAAACAAAAUAUUUUUUAAACGUUGUAUGCUAUAGAGAAAAAGUUGUAAAUUAUUGUUAAAGAAAGAAUACGGUGGGAGGUCAGUUAUUAGGAAUUAAAAUUUUAAUCAGAUCAAUGUUUAGUUUUGUGUGAACUUCACUAAUUUAGGACAAUUAGAUUAGUUAGGUGCUAAUUAUGCCUUUUUUUAAACGUAAUGAAAUCAAUGUUCAACUGUAUGCUUUACAUAAUCAACAACUAAGCCUUAAUUUUUAUCAUUUCAGAAUAGUUCCAGUUUGAAACUAAUUUUAAGUGUUAAGAUAAAUUAGUGUUGAGCUCUUUAUACUCACUGUGUACUAUGCGGCUAAGUUGCUGUAUAUUUAUUUAUUUAUACUAUUAAUAAAGAAUAUUACGUAA
Pangasianodon hypophthalmus (striped catfish) is the source of this 3577-nucleotide messenger RNA. RefSeq names its product ras-related GTP binding D (gene rragd). The record is from RefSeq and is a predicted model, not a curated record. NCBI's taxonomy places the organism in Eukaryota, Metazoa, Chordata, Actinopteri, Siluriformes, Pangasiidae. The coding region runs from base 251 to 1441 and encodes 396 amino acids. Gene Ontology annotation, cellular component: Gtr1-Gtr2 GTPase complex; nucleus; lysosome. The transcript is spliced from 7 exons. Gene Ontology annotation, biological process: cellular response to starvation; cellular response to amino acid stimulus; regulation of autophagy. Gene Ontology annotation, molecular function: GTP binding; GTPase activity.